Molecule: messenger RNA, 432 nt
Organism: Pestalotiopsis fici W106-1
Lineage: Eukaryota; Fungi; Ascomycota; Sordariomycetes; Amphisphaeriales; Sporocadaceae
Product: 40S ribosomal protein S16
Exons: 3
Coding region: 1-432 (143 amino acids)
Biological process (GO): translation; maturation of SSU-rRNA from tricistronic rRNA transcript (SSU-rRNA, 5.8S rRNA, LSU-rRNA)
Cellular component (GO): cytosolic small ribosomal subunit; ribosome
Molecular function (GO): structural constituent of ribosome; RNA binding
Source: RefSeq, a predicted model, not a curated record
AUGGCUCCCACCCAGAGCGUUCAAUGCUUCGGCAAGAAGAAGACGGCCACCGCUGUCGCCCACUGCAAGUCUGGCUCCGGCCUCAUCAAGGUCAACGGCCAGCCUCUUUCUCUGGUCCAGCCCCAGAUCCUGCGCUUCAAGGUCUACGAGCCCCUCCUUGUCAUCGGUCUUGACAAGUUCGCCGGUGUCGACAUCCGUGUCCGCGUCGCCGGUGGUGGUCACACUUCCCAGAUCUACGCCAUCCGUCAGGCCAUCGCCAAGGCCCUGAUUGCCUACUACCAGAAGUUCGUCGACGAGCACUCCAAGAACACGCUCAAGACUGCCUUCGCUCAGUACGACCGUACCCUCCUCGUUGCCGACAACCGUCGCUGCGAGCCCAAGAAGUUCGGUGGUCCUGGUGCCCGCUCCAGAUUCCAGAAGUCUUACCGUUAA